This is a messenger RNA of Fukomys damarensis (Damara mole-rat), 919 nucleotides long. Its product is annotated as melanocyte protein PMEL-like. Gene Ontology annotation, biological process: cell adhesion. The transcript has 2 exons. Lineage: Eukaryota; Metazoa; Chordata; Mammalia; Rodentia; Bathyergidae. Gene Ontology annotation, molecular function: integrin binding. The annotation marks the transcript as partial. The record is from RefSeq and is a predicted model, not a curated record.
UUUCUGUUUGGCAACAAGGCUGUCUUCGUUUGGGGGAUGGGGUGCGGACUCCUUAAGAAGGGCGCCUAUGUCCAUUCAGACUUCCAUAGUAGAAUACCAUACAUGGGUGACUUAGAAACUGCUGGAAUUCAUUUCUUGUGGUUGUACAGCCUGGAGGCCUAAGAUGGAGGCACCAGCAGAUUUGGGGUCUGUUGAGGCCCUGCUUCUGGGUUCAUGGAUGGCCAUCUUCUCGCUGUGUCCUCACAUGGCAGAAGGCACAAGGGAGCUCUCUGGGGUCUCUAUAAGGACAUUAAUCCUAUCAUCUGCCAAAGGCCCGCCUCCUAAUACCAUCACCUUGGUUAGCAUUUUAGCAUGCAAAAUUGAGAGGACACAAUAUUCAGUGUACAGAAGAGUGGUCUGGUUUUGUUUCUGUUAUGUUUUGACAUUUUCUAUGGUGAAUAUUUUGUUAGAGGGAAUCCUAGAGAUUAACAUCAUCCAGAUAGCAGAUGUCCUAAGCCCUGAGCUACAGCCUGACAACUCCCUGAUGGACUUCACUGUGACCUGCGAGGGGACCAUCCCCACAGAGGUCUGUACCAUCAUCUCGGACCCCACCUGCCAGCUUGCCCAGGACAUGGUCUGCAACAGUGUGGAUAUGGACGACACAUGCCUGGUGACCGUGAGAAGAGCCUUCAAAGGCUCUGGGAUGUACUGUGUAAACUUCACUCUGGGUGACAAUGCAAGUCUGGCCCUCACCAGCACCCUGGUCUCCAUCGCUGGCAAAGGUGAGUUUUGUUUUAUGGUCCUAAGAGCACUUCAUAUUGCAGGUAGAGUCUGCCCACUAAUUGAAGCCAUAGAUGGGUUUGCAUCAAUGCUGAAUUUUAUUUCAGUGCAGAACUCAUACUGGCAUGAAAAUCCAGCAGCAAAACUACUUAGGGAAGUG